AUGCAAUCGUUUGAUAGAAACGAGGACAUUAGCGCAGAUAAUGAUGUGGAUAGUGAUAAAAUUGCCAUUGAGAUAAAUUCUCAAGAGCUGAAAGAAUGUCAAUCAAAUAUAAGGGAACUAAAAGAAAAACUUACGGGAUCGAGCCACAACCAAUCAUCGAUGAUGUGUUAUCAAGAUCGAAAAAAUUCUCAACCACAUCCAACGCCAGAUUCUGCGGAAGAUGAUAAUGGAGAGUCAUCUUUUAUUAGUUCGUCAUCAUCAACGAGCGAUGCAGAGGAUGAUGAUGAGCCAUUGGAUGCAUUACAAGAUAAGGGCUGGAUGGACGAGGUUUCUCUGCCUUCUUCGCAAUUACAGCAUGAAAUGAAUGGACAUGUGUUGCCAGCUAAUAAUCCUUCAGAAUUUGGGGAUGUUUGCAUAAAAAACUCCUCGAACGUGCACUUGGGGAGUAGAGUAUUUUAUAAAGGGCCUGUGACUAUCAAACAAUUUGUUUAUACGAAUUCUGCAGCAAUUACCGAUGACCCUGAGAGUUUGCAAAGUGACGGAGAAAAGCUCAAAAGCAAUACUACCAACAGCGAUAGUAAAUCAUUUGAUGAUCUAUCAUUAUCAAAAAGACCAUCGCAUAUCUUCAAUUUUUUAGCCCAUCAUAAUAAAGGUAAUUAA
Ceratosolen solmsi marchali is the source of this 660-nucleotide messenger RNA. RefSeq lists its product as uncharacterized. The coding region runs from base 1 to 660 and encodes 219 amino acids. NCBI's taxonomy places the organism in Eukaryota, Metazoa, Arthropoda, Insecta, Hymenoptera, Agaonidae. The transcript has a single exon. The record is from RefSeq and is a predicted model, not a curated record.